Messenger RNA from Erpetoichthys calabaricus (reedfish), 5545 nucleotides. It is a transcript of the gene wfdc1, whose product is annotated as WAP four-disulfide core domain 1. NCBI's taxonomy places the organism in Eukaryota, Metazoa, Chordata, Cladistia, Polypteriformes, Polypteridae. Gene Ontology annotation, cellular component: extracellular region. The transcript has 7 exons. The record is from RefSeq and is a predicted model, not a curated record. The coding region runs from base 359 to 1027 and encodes 222 amino acids. Gene Ontology annotation, molecular function: peptidase inhibitor activity. Gene Ontology annotation, biological process: regulation of cell growth.
UUCCCUCCCGCCACCCCUUACUAACAGAACUGUUGCAAAGAUUCCUGCUGGCAUUUUUGAAUGAAGACUGCCAGAUGUGAGCUACUGUAGCCGAGGCAGACUCUAAAAAUAUUGCUCUUUGAAACAUGUGCUGCACAUGCGGACAGAGUUAAUUUGGACAGCAGAAUACCUGAUCCGGAGGGAGCCAGGAUCUAACUGAAACUUUCCGCUUUUUUUCUUUUUAAUUCAGCUUUUCUGUUUGAGGUCACCGAUGAUAAACCAAUAAAAGAAGUCCCUGUGCAUGGCACUUUUUUUUUUUUUUAACCUGUAUGUUCGGAGACUAACUUUUAUUUGAAGAAAGAACAGAAAGCAGAAAAGCAUGUCUGGGAGCAUGCAUACAAAAUCCUCCUUCAAAGCACUGGCUGCAGCUGUCUGUAUACUGGUGCUGUUUCCAGAGGUGCGGACUACAAGAAAAUUACAAAAAAGGAGCUUGCUGCAGAAAACUGGAGACAAGUACAAUGAUUAUGAGUACCCCAACCAGUCUCCAUCAGCUCAGUUUCAAAAGAAUGACAGAUGCCCUCCACCCCCUCAGAUGCUCCCAGAGCAGGCAUGUGAAGUGCCCAGCUGCCGAUCUGACUCUGAGUGUGAACGGCAUAAACGUUGCUGCUACAAUGGAUGUAUUUAUGCCUGUUUAGAGUCUGUCCAACCUCCUCCAGUACUGGACUGGUUAGUUCAGCCCAAGCCUCGAUGGUUAGGAGGAAAUGGAUGGUUAUUGGAUGGACCAGAGGAGGUGCUUCAGGCGGAAGCUUGCAGUACAACAGAAGAUGGAGAUGAACCUCUGCACUGCCCAACAGGGUAUGAAUGCCAUAUAAUUAACCCUGGGAACCCGGCGGCUGGAAUCCCCAACAGAGGCCAGUGUAUUAAACAACGUGGCAACUCAGAUGGCCGUGUUUUACGACACAAGUACUUCAAGGAUUAUAAAGAUUAUUUAGGAAUCAAUGCUAACAGUGCAGUGGGAUACGAGAAGCAUCAUAAAAACCUGGGCUGAACACAACUUUGAGCUAUGCCAGAAAGAAAAAUGCCAAGCCAAGUGAGCAGCCAUUACCUUCACUCAUAACAGAAUCGAUGAUGAAAUGGACCACUAAGCAGUGAAACCGAGAGGGGAACAGAGCUUGAAAUCAUUGUGUGUGUGUGUUUGUUUAUUGUUUGUUUAAAAUACAAUGACAAGAAUCACUGUAUGUAAGCUGAAACCAGCACUUGCAUUUUCAGUUUUAAUUCAAGUUAUGUUUAAACUCUAGACCCAUGCAUUAAGACAGAUCACUAGCUUAAGACAGAAUUUAUGAUUCUGUGCUUAGCCAUACGUCCUGCACCUGAAUGAAGGUGCGAGAUACUGUGUGUACAAACAGAACACUGUGAGUUAAACGGUUUAAUUCAAUUUAUUCUUACAUAGGAAUCUUUGUGCACAAAAAAAAAAAAACACAAAUACUAUGCAACUAACUACACUUCAAUUAAAGCAAUAAAAAGCCAGCAGACUUUUUCCACAAUAAAGUAGAACAACAACAGGACCCCACUGUUUAUGUUAAUGUAUAUUUUAAAAUAAACUAAUAAUACGAUUACUUCACACUGAAACACAGGCAGGUGGCACAGUGGCUAGGGUUGCUGCCAUACAGUUCCACAGUCCUAGGUUCACAUCACAGUGUGGCAGCACCUAGAGGAGGUUUUGUAUUCUCCUUGUGUACUAUGAUUUUCCUCCUACAUACCGAAGACAUACGUGUUAGAUUAUAUGGAUACCAGUGGCGGACCGUGCAUUUCACACCUAGGCCUUCAGUAGUGCUCCGUCUGAAUCAACCCGCCCCUCAAAAACUAAUUUAUGGUUAUAAAAACCAUCUUAACAUGCAGAAAUACAGUAUAAAGAGCCAUUGCAUCGCAGAUAGAUAACUCCUGUAGCCAUAAUAAAUGCCUUUAUUGAAUAGACAAACCAGGGGUGAACAAGUUCCUUUCUACUGCAGCUACAGCCGUGACACACGUAAAAAACAUCAAUAGUAACUCAUAAACUUGCAAUAUUAUUUAGGAAAAUCGCAACAUUUUACUCACCAAAACUUUGGAUUAUUGGUAAACAAAAUCCAUCCUCCUCUCUUUCCUCAAAAACAGUUCAAUUACUCUGUCGUACAGUUUAUCAGUGCGCUUCAGUUCCACCACGAAGUCCCUUUCUAUUGCCAUUGAAGCUAAUCCUGAAAGUCAAACCUGCCCUGUCGUAUUUCUGGCAUAAGUUUUAAUUCGCUUUUGGGCUGAAAAUGUCCGCUCAGCAGAAGCAGUGGACACGGGAAUGGUCACCGCCAAACAUACCAAUGUAUACAGCUGCCCCAUGCUCUCAUUCAGAUUUUUCUAUUACACCAUCCUAUCCAAUCAACGGGUCUGAAUAUGGUGACGUUGCCGUACGCCUGCUAGAGGGCCCUAGUGACACCAACUCAAAAUCUGAUUGGUUGAAGCAACAGUUUAAUCGACAUUUAUUUUGUGUUAGAGGGCCUUCAGAACGGAUUGUGAAGGCCUCCGGGCAGACUUCUUUGACUUUGACCCUGCCUGGCAACAAAUGAUGGCCAAAAUGUGAUUGGUUAAAUGCUUUAAUACGAAAAUACAUGUCUGGAAGCAGCACAACCAUCGGAAAAGCUAUGAAAGGAAGCGGACAGACUAUUUGGAAUUAUUUAAUAUGUAUUCAUGGACAAAAUAUAAUUAACAUCAGUUUGCGAUUCAGAUAUUUUUUUAGGCCAGCAGAGAAGGCCUUGCAGGCCCUGAUGGCCCACCACUGAUGGACACUCUAGGAGUGAAUGUGGACAUGCAUGCAUGCGGCCCUGUACAGAUCUGAUUAUCAUCUUGAACCCAAUGCCAAGAUUAGCUCCAUCUUCCAAAAGACACUGAACCAAAUAAGCAGGAUAGAAAUGGAUGGAGUUUCUUUGGAGGAAAUGUCAUACCAUCUUAACUAAAGCAUACCAGUAUGUUAAUUUCAUCCAAACAUCCCUUAACGCUCCAAAUAGAAGAUUAAAACAUGUUACAUUAUUUCCCAUAAAUCAUGUCAUUCCCAUAAGUCAAAAUGUUGCUGUAAUUAACUUCAGUUUCUGGGAGAUGUCCAUGACUGUUGUUGGUUCAAAAAGCGAGACUAAUUAGAUUACUACCCCUCUUUAAAUACAGCGCUUCCUGGUGACUGGUUUUCUGCGCCAGCACUUUAGUGUCAUUGCUAGCAUUAGAGCGUCACAGCUAAAGAGACUUGGAUUCUGUUCCUAUUUUGACACUGCUUGUGUGGAGUUUCCAUGCUUUCUUCCCUCCACAUUCCAAAGACAAGAGAGUUUGUUUAUUUGGUGACUUGAAAUUAUUAUCAGUAAUUGGAGGGCACAUACAGGAGUAUAAAUGUUGUCCCAUCCAGCCAGGAUAGGCUUCUGCAUUCUAUGAUCCUGCCUUAGAAAAUGUGGGGUUAAAAAUGAAUGGCUUGUGAUAUAUGUACAUAAAAGCUAUGCCUGUUUAAUCGACUCACUGAAUGACACUUUUUAUUUUUAAUACUAUGUAUGGCCCUCAAAUGGCCCAGUGCCUCUGGGGUAGAAUCACACAUUUCUUAACAAAACUCAGUGAGGUUCAAAAUGUAUGUGUGUGUAUGCAGCGUACUGUGCUUAAUUCAGUUAACACAAAGACAACUAAUCAUUGUCCCAAAUUUUAAUGCCCUUUGAUCAGUCCUACACUAGCUUUUAUAUACAGUAUGUCAGAAAACAAACAAAAUUGCAAGCCAUACAUACAGACUUUCUAAAACCAAGGCUGAUGUAAAAUUAAUAAUUAUUAACUAUUGGAGUUGACAUCAUGGAUUUGGCAAGUUUGUUGGAUGAAUGAUUUUUUUUGAACAUUAGAACAAUCUGGAGAAGAACAGCCAUUCAGCCCAACAAAGCUCACCAGUCCUAUUCAUUAAAUUCUUCCAAAAUAACAUUAGCUCUAGUUUUGAAAGUCCCUAAAGUCCUAUGGCCUGCCACACUACUUGGUAGUUUAUUCCAUGUGUCUAUGGUUAUUUGUGUAAAGAAAAACUUCCUAAUGUUUGUGCGAAAUUUACCCUUAACAAGUUUCCAGCAGUGUCCCUGUAUUCUUGAUAAACUCAUAACAGUCUCAAUCCACUGGACUAAUUCCCUUCAUAAUUUUAAACACUUCAGUCAUGUCACCUCUUAAUCUUCUUUUGCUUAAACUGAAAAGGCUCAGCUCUUUUAAUCUUUUCUCAAAAUUCAUCCCCUGUUGCCCUGGAGUCAGUCUAGUUGCUCUUCUCUGGAGUUUUUCUAGCACCACUAUGUCCUUUUUGUAGCCUGGAGGCCAAAACCAUAAAUAGUACACCAAAAGAGGUCCAAGCAGUGCAUUACAAAGCUUGAGCAUAACCUCCUUGAACUUGUACUCUACACAUUGUGCUAUAUAACCUAACAUUCUGUUAGCCUUCUUAAUGGCUUCUUGAGAUAUCAUUAGUUCAUCUUGUUCCUGUAAGCUCAGAUCUUCACCCCCUUUAAACAGAAUUGCAUGCAAUGUCCAAGAGUGAGGACAAGGGCCUUGUCGUGAACAGGGAUGGGCGGGUGGUCAACUGAGCAUGCUGCUCUUACAGGUCUCAAAGUAACCAAAGAUUACUGAGGCUAUGGUGUUCAGUUCUUUUACGCAAUCUCUCUCUUAAUGGCUGCCACUACCUGACAGAAGUAUGGGUGGUGAUAUUGGCAGCAAGCAAUAUCUUGCAAAAUAACACAAUUAUUAUUGUGAGAUAAUGCAAUACUCUUACAAAAUAACGCAAUACAAAUUUUUUGUGAGUGGCAGCUGGGACAUAAAAGUGGCAUGUUUUAUUUGAAUAAUGUAUUUCAAGCACAAAGAUGCAUUUGGGGCAUAAGCAAAGAUACAAGGAUGAUGCUGAAUUUUAUUGUUUCAGAAAGUUGCACUAUGUCGAGUUUCCCCACGUGCGCCAUGUCUUUAGCCUUGCUGCUGGCACUAGUGGCGUAUGGCUCUACCUGGGGAAAGUGUGUUUAACAAUUUUCAAAAAGACUAACCUAAGGAAGGCAAGUUGUGUGAGGCUGACGAGCAAAGAUGUGCUUAACAUCAGCUCAUCAUAAAUGUGGAAGCCAUAACAUUUUGCAAGCUUUAAUUCAGUUUUCUGUUGUAUGCAUGGAUAUGGCAACCCAAGAAAUUCUCAGUUACAAUCCUGACCUGACCGUUCAGGAGGGUGGGCAAGUGAUGUCAGCAGUGGAAUGGCUGCCAGUCUUCUGUUCUGCAAAGGGAGGAAGAGAGAAGGCAUUAAGACCACAGUGCCAACUCCUGGUUUGUCAGGUAAUUACCCUCACCAGAACCCUUAAGCUGUCCCGAGUGCGCACGCACGUGACCACUGCAAUUAGGUAAAAUUUGAACCUUUACAUAAUAACCAAUAUAUGGAGACACUGAGGUGCUAGUGUUUUCAACUUCUGAACAUGUCCCUUUUUAUUUUCUAAUUGUUUUGACACAGCUUUACACAACAUUUGUUUCAAACUGCUUCCUUAAUAUCCAAAAUAAAAUAAAAUGUGCUUGACAUUCA